Molecule: messenger RNA, 1401 nt
Organism: Sclerotinia borealis F-4128
Lineage: Eukaryota; Fungi; Ascomycota; Leotiomycetes; Helotiales; Sclerotiniaceae
Source: the annotation of a GenBank genome assembly
AUGGAUUCAUCUGACUCGGAAAAUGAAAAUGUUAAUGAUGAGAAGUCCGUCGUAUCCUCACUCAAAUCAGCGGUCUCUUCUCCUUCAUCUCCUCACUCACCAACCUACCUAACCGGUCACAUUCCCACAAAAUGGUACCACCUACACCUCCGUACUGUCACGCUCAUCACUCUUCCUAUUCUCUUCCUCGUUGGAAUAUUUGGAACCCUCAUCAUAGGUGGCCGCAACGGAACAUUCGAACUCAUCGUCAGUCUCGUUGAGCAAGAAACGCCUUCGGCCGUUUUCCCGGGUGCCAAAUACUUGUUAUUGAAAGAUUAUACGGGUGUUAGAGUGUUUGAUAGACAGUUGACUGUUCUGGUGGCUUUCUUUGCACCGGUCUGUGAUAGUAGAAAUGUCGCGUUAUGGCUGAAUAGUAUUUUCGGGUUGGGGCAGUUUGGAGCGGCCUGGACGUUGUUGGUCAUGGAGAGUUUGAGGAGUGGAAAUAAGGGGAGAGCUGUUAGUUUCAUCGGAACGGUUGGAGUUAUUUUCCAAAACAUCUCAUAUGCAAUCACAGUACCACUCUACCUAUUUAUCCACCUCUUAACAUCACCCGUCGCAAAACUAUUUCCAGGAACAUAUGCGAAUAGCGUUCUUCUCAUCUCAUCCCUAGAUUUGAAGAUCCUACCACUCUCAAUCACCCUAGCCUACAUUGUCCCGUCCAUACUCAUGGGCCUUGACGCUCCCUCAAUAGUCUCAGGACCUACCCAUCAAAAGCUCAUAGCUCUCUGGCAACCCUUCCCAGUCUGGACAAUCCUCAUUCAAUGGACCCUUCGCUCAUUCUUCCAAUUCGUUGGAGCGAAGCUCACAUCGAAAGACUCAAAACAAGCACCAGCACCAUUAGGAGCAUCGUAUCUCAGCAACGCCAAACAUGUCUACCGGUUCCUCCUCGCCUUGUGCGUUUUGACGCACCUACCUAUUCUCCUAAUUGCUCUCAUCCCCGCCUCAGCCAUCUCGGAUAUUUUACCUAAACUCGCUCCGUAUGCCAACCUUAACUUCUUCGAUAUAUACGUCCCCUAUUUCCCAUUCCCGCUUACGCAACGAGUCUCCGAUCUCGCAAGCGGUUCACACACAUUUCUUCAAUGGGAUUUAGCCACCGGUUCGACAGCACUUUUGCUAUGGGCUAUACUAUUAUAUCGAAAUGCCACGACCGAAAGAGCCAUUGUAGACCCCAAUACUAGUCUCCCAUCCUAUCAGAUCCGGGAGAUGCUUGCAGGUGAAAGGAGUAAAGCUGGCGCGUUGAGGAGAAAAUUGUUGGUUAAGAUAAGUGUAUGGACGGUAUUAUCUGGGCCAAUUGGAGCAGCCACAGCACUCUUGUGGGAGAGAGAUGAAAUCGUACGACAGAAGAUUAAGCAGGGUAUUUGA